UCUGCCUUCUGUCCUACGCACUUUCGCGUCGUCUGCUUCGAUUAUUGUAUUUGAGCAGUUAUCGGAGACAAGAUUUGUUGAUAUCUUUUUGUAGAAAUUUCACAAAAGAUCUUUGACAUGCGUCGUUUAAGUAUUUUUCGAAACACACUGCAAAUGCUUUCACCUUUAACCAGACCUAAAGCACCUUUACUUCCACAAGCAUCAUCACACGUUGUGUUUCGCUGCUAUGCCGCACCACCUAAGAGAUUUUACAAACACACAGGAGUGUUGUAUUGUGAUGGUCAGUAUGAAAUCACUCUAGAUCAACGUAAACUCAAAACACCUAAAGGAACUGUGUUUCGAGUGAAGAGUGAGCCUUUAGCUCUUGCUGUGGCAUUGGAAUGGGAUUCUCAGAAAGAACGCAUAUUGCAGACUGAUAUGCAUCUGUCUAGUUUGUGCAACACAGCAUUAGACAAUCCAAACCAUAUUGUCAAAUUUGAUGCUGUGCAGCAAAUCCUUUCAUUUUUAGAAACAGAUACAAUUUUGUACCAAUCAGCUGACGACGACAACCCUAAUGCACAAGCUUUGUACGAUAUGCAAGUUUGUGAAUGGAAUCCAAUUAUUAACUGGUUCAAUGAGAGAUUUGGGGUGGAUUUGCAGCCAACAAGGGAUAUAGGUAGUCCACAUGUUAGUGAUGAAUCAAAGGCAGCUAUUCAGCGCCAUCUCUUAUCCUACAAUGAUUGGGCUAUUCACGGGUUUUGUUUUGCUGUGGAUACUUUGAAGUCAAUAAUUCUGACACUUGCUUGUGUUGAACGCCUCAUAACAGUUGAACAGGCUGUGCUCCUGUCAAGAUUAGAAGAAGAAUAUCAGAGUGGUUAUUGGGGAAGAGUAGAGUGGGCCCAUGACUUGAACCAACAACAGAUGCAGGGACGUGUUGCUGCUGCUGUUUUAUUUAUUCAUUUAAAUUCUAGUUCUGUAGCUGUGCGGCGGAAGGAUACUACGUAAGUCCAUACUCUUUGCGAUGAUCUUUAAUGAAUAUGAAGGGGCAUUUACAAUCUAAAUAUUAGAUUGCUUGUCGUUGUCUUAUAGAAACCUAUAUUCAAAUAAAACGCUGGUGUUACAAUA
This is a messenger RNA of Frankliniella occidentalis (western flower thrips), 1104 nucleotides long. Its product is annotated as ATP synthase mitochondrial F1 complex assembly factor 2. The record is from RefSeq and is a predicted model, not a curated record. The transcript is spliced from 6 exons. The coding region runs from base 118 to 984 and encodes 288 amino acids. Gene Ontology annotation, biological process: mitochondrial proton-transporting ATP synthase complex assembly. Gene Ontology annotation, cellular component: mitochondrion. Lineage: Eukaryota; Metazoa; Arthropoda; Insecta; Thysanoptera; Thripidae.